Messenger RNA from Carassius carassius (crucian carp), 3162 nucleotides. RefSeq names its product NLR family CARD domain-containing protein 3-like. Bases 214 to 2658 code for a protein of 814 amino acids. The record is from RefSeq and is a predicted model, not a curated record. The transcript has 8 exons. Lineage: Eukaryota; Metazoa; Chordata; Actinopteri; Cypriniformes; Cyprinidae.
CAAUGUGAACAAAAUUUCUGUAGUCGUCUGUUUGUGCACAAUGAAAAAAAAAAAUACAACUUUUUAGACGGUCCCUAACUUGUUUGCCACGCUACACUUUAGACAUUCUGGACCCCUUUGGAUGUUCGGAAUAAUAAAAAUAUAGAGGCCAGCGUUGUCAGGAGUGAUUGGAUGUUCUGAAGUGAUCUGAAGGAAACGGACUAUCCAUCUAAGAUGAGUCUCUUGGAGAAACAGAGUGUAAGAUCAGGCUCACGUGGGUCCAGCUCUGUGUCUGUGAAGAGUGACCAUUCAAAAGAUGCUGUGCCACCGGAAAUCACUGAGAAACAAACAUCAUCUGUUAAAAGUGUAAGAUCAGUCUCACAUGUGUCUAGUUCUGUGUCUGUGAAGAGUGACCAGUCAAAUAUUGAACCACCAAACUUCAGUGCGAAAACAUUACCGACCAAAAGUGUAAGAUCAGGCUCACAUGUGUCCAGCUCUGUGUCUGUGAAGAGUGACCAUUCAAAAGAAGAACCACUGAAAUUCAGUGAGAAAAAAACAUCAGCAAACAAAAGGGUUCAACAUGAGAAAUCAGGCACAAAGGUUCAGAAUGGCCACUUCCACAAGAAGUUCAGAGAAAAUCUCCACAGCAUAUUCCAGGAUCUUGAGGACAAAAUAAUAACAUUUUUGAAGUACGAGCUGGAAAAGUUUAAGAAAAUAUUAAAAAAGGAAAACACACAAUACUUUGUGAGAGAUAAAGAUGACUUGUGCAGUAUCAAAGAAGCAGCUCUUGAUCUCGCACUCUACUUCCUGAGAGAUAUGAAGCAAGAUGAAGCUGCUGAUACUCUGGAAGAUAAGCUGGUCUUCAUGCAUCUCAAAUUAAACCUAAAGAAAAAGUAUCAACGUGUGUUUGAAGGAAUUGCAAAGCAAGGUGACGCUACACUUCUGAAUAACAUCUACACAGAUCUCUAUAUCACUCAGGGUUGUAGUGAACAGGUCAAUACUGAACAUGAAGUAAGACAGAUUGAAGUUACUUCCAGGCGUCAUGAAUCACAAGAGAUACAGGUUGAAUGCACUCAUUUAUUUAAAAAAGAAAAAGACAAGAAGAUCAAAACUGUACUAACAAAAGGAGUUGCUGGAAUCGGAAAAUCAGUCUCUGUGCAAAAGUUUGUUUUGGAUUGGGCUGAAGGAAAAGAAAAUCAGGAUAUCAGCUUCAUAUUUCCUCUUCCAUUCAGAGAGAUGAACUUACAGGAUAAAGAAAAACAAAGUUUGAUGGACCUUAUAACUCAGUUUUUCCCAGAGACAAAAGGACUGAACCUUGCAAAGAGGAAUAUGUACAAAGUCCUGUUCAUCCUUGAUGGAUUGGAUGAAUUUCGUCUUCCUCUAAACUUUAAGGAUAAUGAGACAUUGUGUGAUGUAUUGUCACCAGCAUCACUGGAUGUUCUUCUGACGAAUCUCAUCAAGGGAAAUCUGCUUCCUUCUGCUCUCAUCUGGAUCACCACCAGACCAGCAGCUGCCAGUAAGAUUCCUCCUGACUGUAUCGACCGGGUGACAGAGAUACGAGGAUUCAAUGAUGCACAAAAGGAGGAGUAUUUUAAAAAAAGAUUCAAAGAUGAGAAUCAGGCCAAAGAAAUCAUUGAUCAUGUUAAAAAAUCAAAGAGUCUCUUUAUCAUGUGCCACAUCCCAGUCUUCUGCUGGAUUUCAGCCACUGUUCUCCAAAACAUUUUGGAAAUGAAAACAAAUAAUGAUCUGAAGAACAAUCAGUCUACUGACGCCUCCAAAACACUGCAGGAAUCAAACACUGUAGACACUCCUAAGACUCUGACACAAAUGUACACACACUUUCUCCGCUUUCAGAUCCAGCAGAGCAGACGAAAAUAUGAUGGAGAAUACAGACCAGAUGUUUCCUGGGAUAAAGAUGCCAUCCUUUCAUUGGGGAAACUGGCAUUUCAACAACUGGAAAGAAACAAUGUGAUCUUCUAUGAAUCAGACCUGGAAGCCUGUGGUAUUGACGUCUAUAAGGCAUCAGUGUAUUCAGGCAUGUGUACCCAGAUCUUUAAGGAGGAAACAGGGAUCAUUCUUGGUACCAUGUACUGCUUUGUUCACUUGAGCAUUCAAGAGUUCAUUGCAGCCCUUUAUGCACAUCUGUUUCUAGACAUCAACAAGAAAAGUGUGUUUGUUCAUGAGUCUACAAAACAAGACAGCAAAAAGGAAACCUUGACUGAUUUGCUCAAGACUGUAGUUGACAAAGCGCUUGAGAGUGACAAUGGACAUCUGGACCUUUUCCUUCGUUUUCUUCUUGGCCUGUCAAUCCAGUCCAAUCGGCUGCUGUUACAAGGUCUGUUGACACAGCAAGAUGGAAAUGACCAAAGCAAAAAGGAAAUUGUUCAGUACAUCAAGCAGAAAUUUGAAGCUAAUCUGUCACCAGAGAGAUCCAUCAAUCUGUUCUACUGUCUGAAUGAACUGAAUGACCAAACUCUGGUCAAAGAGAUUCAGACUCACCUUAGCAAAGGCAGUCUCUCAUCUGCUGAUCUUUCUCCUGCCCAGUGGUCUGCUAUGGCCUUUGUGCUGUUGACAUCAAAGGAAGAGAUGGAGGAGUUUGAGCUUCAGAAAUUCAAGAAAUCAGAUGAGUGUCUUAUUAGAUUAUCAGCAGUCAUCAAAAACUCCAAAAUAGCUCUGUAAGUCAUUCAAUACAAUUUGGUUAUUUAGCAUUUUUUUGUUAGUAGCAGAAGAACAUAAUAUUUAUUAUAAAAACAUUGUUCCAUUGUUAUUUUCACUCCAAUAUGAAGUUAUUGUUUACCUCAACUUCCUAAUUUAAGUCUUCUUUUGUUUGAAUGAUAAUUCAAACUUCUCAGUGUUCUAAUAAUUAACCUCCAUAUUCUCCACCCCAAAAAACAAUGGAAUGCUUUCAAAUAUAAAACUCAAUGUCAGUAAAGUUAUAAACCUCAAAAUGGUAUUCUUAUUUGGAUUAUGUAGAAAAUUUGUCACUUAAUCAAAAAUACUAGUCAUUUUGUAGUUGCAAUGUCAGUCUAGCCUACCAAUCUUACAAUAUUGUUAAUGAUCAUGUAAGAGUAAAAGAUGGAUAAUACAUAGGGGUGUGACGAGACACUUAUACCAACUGAUGAGAUGAGACACGAGACUGGGUUCACAAGAAUGAGACAAGACGAUAUUUUUAGACUUUUUUUU